Messenger RNA from Tripterygium wilfordii, 2950 nucleotides. RefSeq names its product pentatricopeptide repeat-containing protein At3g09060. The transcript is spliced from 3 exons. NCBI's taxonomy places the organism in Eukaryota, Viridiplantae, Streptophyta, Magnoliopsida, Celastrales, Celastraceae. The record is from RefSeq and is a predicted model, not a curated record. Bases 118 to 2226 code for a protein of 702 amino acids. Gene Ontology annotation, molecular function: protein binding.
CCCAAACUCGCUCCAGUCCGAUUGAUAAAGCCUGCCGCAUCAGCGAUUCAGAGACAGGACCAUGCGGAGCUAAUGAGACACCGAAGUUCCCCCUAAAAUUACCUCCAGUGCCAUGCCAUGGCCUCUCUCCCUAACCCACUAUCUCCGAAGCGCCUCCUCAAGCUCCUGAAAUCCCAGAAAAAUCCCCUCUCCGCGCUCGCCCUGUUCGAUUCAGCGACUCACAACCCCGGUUACGCUCACAGUCCCGACGUGUUCAUCCAUAUCCUUCGCCGUCUUGUGGCUGACGCCCGGCUGGUGUUACAUGUCCCCCGAAUCGUCCAACUCAUCGAAACACAGAAAUGUCAAUGCUCCGAAGACGUUGCUGUAGCUGCUUUGAAAGCCUAUGCGAAGAACUCUAUGCACGAUAAAGCCUUAACGAUGUUUCAGCGAAUGAUCGAGAUUUUCGGGUGCACUCCAGGGAUAAGGUCCUUCAAUUCUUUGCUAAAUGCGUUUGUAGAGUCCAAUCAAUGGGACAAAGCGGAGUCUUUUUUCUCUUAUUAUGAAACCGCGGGCGUGCCGCCGAAUUUGGGGACUUACAACAUUUUGAUAAAGAUUUCGUGCAAGAGGAAGCAGUUCGGGAAGGCGAGAGCGUUGUUGGAUUGGAUGUGGGAAAAGGGUUUGAAGCCUAACGUAUAUAGUUAUGGCACAUUGAUUAAUGGGAUUGUGAAGAGUGGAGAUAUGGUGGGUGCAUCGGAGGCGUUUGAUGAAAUGCUUGACCGAGGAGUGACGCCUGAUGUUAAGUGUUUCAACAUGUUGAUUGAUGGGUUUUUCAGGAAAGGGGAAUAUAUGAAGGCUAAGAAGAUAUGGGAAAGGUUGGUGAAGGGGCGUUCAGUCUAUCCAGAUGUGGUUACAUAUAAUGUUAUGAUAAACGGUUUAUGCAAGUGUGGGAGGUUUGAUGAAAGUUUAGAGAUAUGGGAGAGGAUGAAGAAGAAUGAACGCAAGAAGGAUGCUUUCACUUACAGUACGUUGAUAAAAGGGUUGUCUGAUGCAGGGAAAUUUGACACUGCUGAGGAAGUGUUUAGAGAGAUGGUUGAGAGCGGGCUACUGGUGGACGUCAUCACUUAUAAUGCCAUGCUUAAUGGAUUUUGUCGAGCUGGAAAGAUUAAGGAGUGCUUUGAACUGUGGAAGGUGCUAGGCAAGGAGAAUUCUCGAAAUGUUGUAAGUUACAACAUAAUGAUUAGAGGGUUGUUUGAAAAUGGAAAGGUAGAUGAAGCAGUUUCUAUCUGGGAACAGUUGCCUGAGAAAGGAUGCCGGCCGAAUUCCACAACUUAUGGAGUAUUAAUACAUGGGUUGUGCACCAGUGGAUACAUGGAUAAGGCUUUACGGAUAUUGAAGGAGAUAGAAUAUGGAGGAGGUGAUCUAGACACCUUUGCGUAUUCAUCUAUGAUUAGUAGCUUAUGCAAAGAGGGCAGAUUAGAUGAUGCAGCCAGUGUAGUCACACAGAUGGAUAAGAAUGGCUGUAAAUUGGAUUCUCAUGUUUGCAAUGCGCUUAUUGAUGGGUUUAUCCGAGCUUCCAGAUUUGAGGAUGCAACUAAAAUUUUCAAAGAAAUGGGCAUCAGGGAUUGCUCUCCAACACUUGUGUCCUACAACACUAUCAUUAAUGGUCUAUGUAAAGCAGAAAGAUUUGGUGAGGCAUACUUGUAUGUAAAGGAAAUGCUAGAAGAAGGGUGGAAACCUAACAUGAUUACAUAUAGCUUAUUGAUGAAUGGCCUUUGUCAAGGCAAAAAGAUUGAUGAGGCACUUCUCUUGUGGCACCAAGUUCUUGAAAAGGGUUUUAUACCGGAUGUGACUAUGUACAACAUUUUGAUACAUGGGCUUUGCUCUGUGGGCAAAGUUGAAGAUGCUUUGUUACUCUAUUUUAACAUGGAUCAGCGGAGUUGUGUUCCAAAUCUUGUGACCCACAACACCAUCAUGGAAGGGCUUCACAAAGCCAAACACAGUAAAAAGGCAUUGGAGAUUUGGCACCGCAUUUUGGUGAAUGGUUUGCAACCUGAUAUAAUCUCCUACAAUAUCAAUUUGAAGGGGCUCUGUUCUUGCAAUAAAAUGUCAGAUGUCAUAAGGUUCUUGGAUGAUGCUUUGCAUCGUGGAGUUCUUCCAACUUUCGUUACAUGGAGCAUUCUUGUCAGGGCUGCACUUAACAAUGAGCUUGAUAGUUCUUUUGUGUCUGGUGGUGGGGAACUUUUCUGAGGGAUUUUAGUAUUCUGCAAUAGCACGCUGCGUUGAAAGAAUUACCGGGGUAAGAAUUUGGGAGAUGCUAAGAUCCUUUUAAAGACCUGGACUUGCCGUUUCUGCAUCCGUUAUACAAGAUUACAGGAAACACACAUGAAGCAAUAAUCACCAGAGAAGCGUUUGAUUCUAGGUGUAGUCAAGAGUUGGAAGGGUACAUACCCUGGUGUGUCAUCCAGAACCUAUACUUAGUCUUUAGGACCUCUUGAAGUCCAGAAAUAGGUGGGUGGUGUUUUAGAUGCACUACAGUUUUGAGUUUUUGACUUGCUAGAAAACUUUAGAAUGCUCUUGCUUUCUGAUUAGACAUAACUUGAUCUAUGCACUUACAAUUAAUUUAAUUACAAAUCUGUAGUUAUAUGAAAGCUACACCUAUUUGUUAUCUAUCCUUACAAUAGGGAAGCUCAUAAGGCAUCUGAUUCAGUAACUUAGUUACUGCAGUUCUUGGUGAUAGAAGUAAUAUCUCUGAGAUCAGACAGAUGAUGCAAAAGCAAAGCAGCAUGAUGUAUCAAGCUCAAGUGGUGAGCUUUCACUUGGGUUUAUUAACCAUGCUACAUUCAUAAGAACCAGCAGUGGCCAAACUUAUGCACAGAAAUGUAUUAAGUUGAACGAAAGACGUCACUGUUUUUCUUUGUCUGUUCUUUCGUGUUCCUUGCUUUCUGUUUCUGAUAACAGUUGCUGCUCAUAG